GGGCCAUUCUCCUUACGGGCUCGUACUGGGGCAGGUAACUUCUGAAGUAUUUUGUGAUUUUUUAUUAAUGGUGUCUUUCUUGAGUGAUUUUUUUUACGCCAGAAGUUUGUUUUGACAAUCAGUGAUGUAAUAACAUAAAUAUCUGCAUGUUUCGUGUUGAUAAAAUUGAGUUUUAUCACUUUUCGCAUAAGGUUGUUAAACGACUUUUUAAAGUUAAUUUUCAUUUUAGGAGUAGUAGCGCUAACAUUUUUUAUCCAUCCAAAAAUGUGCUGUUUUGUUAAAAUUUACUUUUAUAGAUUUUGAUUUCAGUAACACCGUACCUAUGUUGCAAAUGCCUAAAAGAAGUCUAUGUGACUUAGUUUUAGAUACUAUUGACAUUAUAAGCGCUAGAAAAAAUCGUCCGAAUCUUGUUAGAAUUUAUAGACAUUUACAUCGUUUGUAUGAUCUAAGUUUAUCAACUUGUGAAUCUCUUCUGCAGUCAUUAUUGAAGGAAGGAAGAGUGAUUCGUGUAACUUAUAAGGGAAAUAUAAGUUACCGCAAUGCCUUGAAGUGGAAGAAAUAUUCAUACUAUAUGAAAAAGACUAUGGGAUCAGAAUUGCCUGGAACAAUAUUAACUAAAGCAAUAUCUGAACUUGUAGUUCAAGAACCUGACUACUUAAAUAUGGGUGUGCCAUGUAAAAUUCUUGAAGAACAUUUAUUAUCAAUGAAAGAUUAUAAUAUUAGUAAAGAAACUAUUCACAAUUUACUUCAACGUGAACUUAAACAUGAAAGUCUUUUACAACUUGAUAACGGUAAUUAUUUUCUUGGUCCCAAACCACCUGAUACUCCCCUAUUUGAAGGUGAAGAAGUAGAUUUAAAAUUCGACAAAGUAAAAAAGGUGAAGACAUAUAAACAUGAAAUCAAACGAUUGAAGGAUAAGGCUAUUGAAAACAUGAAUUCUUCUAAUUUUAUUCUUCAAAACAACAAUGUUCCAGAAUCGUAUAAAGAAUUAUCUGAUUUAGAAGUUAAUCAUUCAGACAUAGCUACUGAUUUGAAAGGGUUAGACAAUCAAACUGCUAUUGAUGAGAUAUCCUGUAUUGAUAGCAAACAAAAUAGAAUAGUUAUUGAUGAUAAUUCUUCUAAUCAAACAAUUACAAAAACAGGAACAGAAUCAGUGCAGUUUGAAGACUGUAGAAUGACAACUUCAGAAAAUGGUAUUACCUCAAAUGAAGAAACUCAUUGUUCAACAAAGAAAUUACCUAAAGAAUUGCAAUUCAGGCCAUUAGAAGAGUUAGUUGAAAGAGAAUUGAGUAGUUCACAAGUGAUGGAUUCAGAACCUAGUGAUUUAAAUGAUAGUGAUAAGGACCCUGUUAAAAGGCAGUGCUCUAACUUAGGUAGUGAGGAAAGAUUGAGUCUUGAAAGUUCUGAUGAUUCUUUUUCAUUAAGUGUGAGUGACGCUGAAACAACUAGUAAUUUUAAUUUGGAAAGAAAUCUUUCUUGUGAUGUAACUGAGUCAAGUAAGGAUGCAAAGUUAAAAAAGUCAAAAUAUAAACCAUCAAGCUCACAAGAUGAAUAUGAAAUAAACAGUGAAGAUAUGAGUUAUUCAAAACACAAAAGUUCUUCAUGUAAAGUUGAUUCAGAUUCAAAUGAUCAGAAAAAUGGUAUUUCAGUUGAUAAAAUAAAAAAUAAAGACAAAUCUUUUCCACCUGUUGUUGAAAGAGUUCAAAGAAAAAAGAGGACAAAAUACGAUGCAUCUGAAUAUUAUUUUCCAUCGUUGAAAAGAAAAACUCGGGAAUCUACCUCAGAUAAUGAUAAAAAAGAGGAUAAACGCCGCAAGAAAAGGAAAAAGGAUGGAGUGGGAUGUUUAUCUGGUAUUUUUGCCAAACGUGUAAUGUUCCCUGGUAAUACAAGUAUGUGCUGUGAAUGUAACUGUUACAUUUCCAAAGUAAAGUUGGAUCCAAUGAUAUUCUGCACUACAUGUGCUAAUCAAGGUCAUCAAAGUUGUGCUUUGAAAACGAUGAGUGGUAAAGAUUGGUUCUGUGUUGGUUGUAGAACUGAGGCUACUUUACCUACCUGCACAGUAUGCAACAAAAUGGCUGACCAAGAAGAUAGAGGUAUUCUACAUUCCUGUACUCGUUGUGGAGAUAGAUAUCAUAAAGAAUGUCAUUCUCUGGCUAUUAAAGUACCUUUACCUAAUGAAUGGCAUUGUUUUAAAUGCUUAAUUGUUGAAACUAAAGGAAUGGAUGAAUCAUCAAAAAAUGAUGAAAAAACUGAUUCAGACAGUUGUGGAAAUCAAGAAUUUAAAAAUGAAAAUAAGCCCAGUAACACUCAGUUUCUUAAAGAAGAACCUCCAGAUUCAAGAAAUUGGUCUUCUGAAGAUGUAUAUAAUUAUUUUAAGGAGUACUUAGAUGAAGAAGCUGCUAAUGCUUUCAUGGAACAGGACAUAGAUGGCUAUGCACUGAAGUUAAUGGGACGAAGCGAUGUAUUGAAUCUUGGCCUUAAACUUGGACCUAGUCUCAAAGUGCUGUUUCAUGUCCGAAGAUUACAGCUUCGUUCUAAUAGGCUCAUGGAAAUUUGGAACAACUAAGGCUGACUGCUCAACCUUUAACUUUUUUUGUGAUAUUUAAUUUUAAUUCAGUGAUAUUUAUUAUUAAAUGUUGGAUUAGUCGUUAAUAACUAAACAAAUAAAGAAGUAAUUUUAUUUUUUA
This is a messenger RNA of Nezara viridula (southern green stink bug), 2687 nucleotides long. NCBI's taxonomy places the organism in Eukaryota, Metazoa, Arthropoda, Insecta, Hemiptera, Pentatomidae. The record is from the annotation of a GenBank genome assembly.